CCUGUAUUUCCGCCCCGAAAGAAUGUUAGCUAACUUGUUAGCGCUAGCAGCAUGAGUUCUACGCUGGGAAACGGAGGGACUGCUUCGGUUCGGUUCGGUUUGGUUCUGUUUGCUUGGUAGUUGUUAGAGGAGGACUUGGACGGACUGGAUUCAACAGAGAUGUGGACCCGGCGGGUCAAACAACGUUCGGAUGCAGCAGCGGAGCAGAGGCACGAAAGUCUGGAUCCGUCUUUCGAACCUCGGCUGCACCGACCGGAAACUCUGGUUGGAACCAAAUAUCUGUUGCUGUCAGGAAAAACUGAUGAGAGCGACUGCAGCCUCUGGAACAUCAUUGAGGUUCCUGCAGAUGUUCACCAGAGAAUUCUAAUUAAAAAAGAAGCUCCAGAAGAAAAUAAUCUAGCUGUUACCCACCCGUCUUCCCUCAUCAAGGAAGAACUGGAAGAACUCGGGAUUGGUCUGGAGGAAGAAAAGCUCAAAGGGAAGGACAAAGUCACUGCAGUUCUCAUUAAGAGUGAAGAUGAAGAGGAGACUCCUCUUCAACAUCAACAAAUUGUGGACAGAGACAUUCCAAGCAGCAGCACAGCAGACCAGAUGAAAGCUGAAGCUGAUGAAAGUGUCCAUGGAGGAGCAGAGUUCUGCAGGACCCUGAAGGGAAACACUUCUGUAGAGACUUCCUCCUCUUCAGAGACUGAAGUCGGUAAUGAAGAUGAAGAGGAUGACUGGAACCGUGUGCAGAAACCAUUUUUUUGUGAUUUUUGUGCAAAACAAUUUAAACUAAGAACAGAUUUAAACCGACACAUAAGAGUUCACACAGGAGAGAAACCUUUUUGCUGUGAUGUUUGUGGACAGAACUUUCGGUUAAAAAUACAUCUCGACACACACAUGACGAUUCACACGGGGGAGAAGCCAUUUGGCUGUGAUAUCUGUGGUCAGGUAUUUAGUCGGAAGUCGCAUGUAAGCACACACAUGAGAAUCCACACUGGUGAGAAACCGUUUGGAUGUGACGUCUGUGGACAGACUUUUAGCCACAAGACCAACCUAAACACACACAUGAAAACUCACACAGGAGACAAACCGUUCAGGUGUCAUGUUUGUGCUCUAAGAUUUAGUCAAAAGAUCAAUUUGAACACGCACAUGAGAAUCCAUGCAGGUGAGAAACCUUUUGGUUGUGAUGUUUGUGGACAAAAGUUCAGCCGAAAGGCACAUUUAAAUACACACCGGAGAACACAUACAGGAGACAAACCGUUCGGGUGUGAUGUCUGUGGACAAACAUUUAGCCAUAAGACCAACUUAAACACACAUCGCCGAAUCCAUACAGGAGAGAAACCAUUUGGGUGUGAUGUCUGUGGACAGAGAUUCAGCCAAAAGAUUAAUUUAAAUACACACAUGAGAAUCCACACAGGAGAGAAACCGUUUGGCUGUGAUGUCUGUGGACAGACAUUUAAUCAUAAAACAACUUUAAACACACACAUGAGAGUCCAUACUGGUGAGAAACCAUACGAGUGUGAUACCUGUGCACAAACAUUUAGCCAUAAGAGCAGCUUAAAAACACACCAGAGAGUCCACACAGCGGACAACAAAUGUCAAAGACUUAAUGAAAAGACACACUUAAAUAGCCACACUAAGACCACUGUACAAGAAACAUCUCAGUUUGCCAAUUAAAGUCAAAGUAUAAUCCGUUUUUAUGAUUUUUUUUUUAUUGUACUGUUAACUUUUGUUUUCAUAUUAAAUGGUUUUUGUUAAAAAGUUCACAUAAAAUCAGGAAAGGAUCUGUUUAAGCACUUUUUCAAUGUUUUAAUGUCAAAUGUCUUUCUAUGGUACAUUAAAUGUAGAGUAGACCAAAGUGCUUCCCAAAUUCACCAUUAAUAAAAUAGCAAAUAAAAUACAAUUCUAGUGAGGUAGCACUGACAUGCAGGACCUUAAACUCUAAGUUCCUGACCUCAACACUUCCUGUUCAAAACAAUUGAGGCAAAUGAAGUGGAAGUGUUGUUAUGCAGUGUUUUGAUCGCUUUGUCUACAGGCCAAAAAUCCUCUCCUAAACAAGACAUCGUUCUUUCUGGUGUCUCAAGCUGCUUGUGACUCACAGCUCAUCAUGAACUGAUUCGCAGGAAUCCCCAAAUGGGUGGGUCUUGUAGUUAUUCUGAAGGAUUUAAAAUGAGACUGAAUAUCCACCCAAACUAGGGUUUUGGAAAGGUCUAUGUGCUUUUACAUAAGUUCAAAAUAAUGAGAUAUAGUUAGAGAGUCUGAACUUGAGUCGUUGUGUGCAUGGAUUCAAGAUCAUGAGAGUCUGAGUUUAGAUAGUCUGAGUGAUUGUGUGUUUUUUAAACUUUUUGUGAGUCUGAGUUCAUCUGUGCUCAUCUGCUCUAAAGCUGGAGACGUAGUGAGCCGGAGGAGGAGCAGACUGAAGGCUAAAAUAGUGGAAAUGAUUGUUUUUUAAUAAAAAUCUUUGAAUGGUA
Messenger RNA from Poecilia reticulata (guppy), 2456 nucleotides. Lineage: Eukaryota; Metazoa; Chordata; Actinopteri; Cyprinodontiformes; Poeciliidae. The record is from RefSeq and is a predicted model, not a curated record.